UACCCUGGCCUCUGCUCCUGCUGACCUGGGAUCUGUCGCAAAUCUCCGCUCUGGCAAACUUUCCUCUUUCCCACUGGACAAACUAAUAUCAGUUGUUUUUUUACCAUAACAUACAGACAUUUUUGUCAGUGCCUCAGGAAGAGGACGAUAAAACUGCUCGUGUUUUCCCAGAUGGAAACAAUGAAGUCAUGCUGCUGUUCUCCAGGGGAUCUCCUGGGAGAACCACGGACCAACGAUCCACAUCCUGAAAAAGUAGCUUACAUUGUUGUUCCACAAGAAGAAGCUUAAGGCUAAAAAUGUUAAACUGCAAAAAAAAAAAAAAGCUUUGCAGUGGUAUAGUAGGACAAAACUAAAACAUAAAAAUCGUCAGAGUAAAUGUAUUUCAAUCCAUUUAACUUUGUUUAGAAACGACUCUGGCUUCCCUUACAAACCUGAUCUAAUUAGGUGGAGAUGGAGUUGAUGGGUAAAAUUUUUUAACAAAAUAAUUUCAGUCAUAGUAUCCUCUCACAAAGAGAGAAAAAAUCUAGAUGCCCCCUGCAGGCCAUAGACAGAAAUUAACAUUCACUUAUGAGAAUGCCAUCAAUAAUACAUUAUCAUAGAUUAGAUGGAUUUGGACCACAAGUCACUGCUUCAAGGGCCACAGUAAGUCACCGUGGCCCCACUUGGAAGUUCACUGACCCGCACUAACUCCUCCACCUCUCCUCUUCUAAACAAACGCAUCCGUCAUCCAGGCGGCGUCGCUGGUUGGUCGCCUCUCCUUCUUUCUGAGCCAACCAGCAGCUCCAUUGGUCGGUCUCUGUCUUGAAUGAAGAGCCGCACGAAGAGACGCUCCGCUGCCGCCGCAGGGAGAAGCUGAAGCACAGCGACACAAGACAAGAGCAGCGGGCUGCUGCUGCUGUGGUGGUGGUCGGACCCCGGGCAUCUGUCGAGCACAGGACACUGACUCUCUGCCGGAGAGUGGAUGAGGUUGAUGCUGCUCUGCUGCACGUGGAAGGACGAACAAAUGGGAGAGGAGGAAGCUGGAGGAAGUUUGCCGGUGUGUGCGGGAUGCAAACAGAGGAUCUAUGAUGAGCAGUAUCUCCAAGCGCUCAACUCGGACUGGCACACGGUCUGCUUCAGAUGCUGUCGGUGCAGUGCGUCACUGUCACACUGGUACUAUGAAAAGGAUGGACAGCUCUUCUGUAAGAAGGACUACUGGGCCAAAUAUGGGGAACUGUGCCACGGCUGCAACGACCCAAUCAGCACCGGCCUCAUCAUGGUUGCCGGGGAGCAUAAGUAUCAUCCUGAAUGUUUCAGCUGCCUGAGGUGCAGAUCGUUCAUCGGUGAUGGAGACACGUACGCCCUGGUGGAGAGAUCCAAUCUUUACUGUGGUCACUGCUACUACCAGACCAUCGUCUCACCAGUGCCGCUACCCGACUCGCCAUGUUCCAAAAUCCCUCACACCGUCACACUGGUGUCCAUCCCGGCCUCGGCCGACGGCAACAACGGACGCAGGGGGCGUGGUUUUUCAGUGGCCAUUGAUCAACCGCUCAGUCCGACCAACUGCUUCAGCCCAGAUCUCGGUCGCACCAUCAGAGUCUCACAAGUGGACCCCGACUGCAUUAGUCCUGAUGUGAAGAAUUCCAUUCAUGUGGGAGAUAGGAUCCUGGAAAUUAAUGGAACUCCAGUUCACAACGUUCCUCUGGACGAGAUCGACCUGCUGAUCCAGGAGACGAGCCGGCUGCUGCAGCUCACCAUCGAACACGACCCUCACAGUCACGGGCUGGAGGGAGGUCACUUAGAGACUGGAGGACAGGUGGACGGACCCCUGUCCCCCCCUCUGACUGAUGGGCCCAGCCCCAUCCUCCCCAUCACCCAGGCCCCCAACCCUGACAUCAGCAGCCUCAAGUCUCGCAUCAUCACGCGGAGCUACAGCACUGAGAAGUCGCCAGACACCAGCAACGCCGCUUCACCCAUCUCCCAGAGGAAAGACAUAAACCGCUCAGAAUCACUGCGUGUCGUUUCCAACAGAACACAUCGCAUCUUCCGUCCGUCUGACCUCAUCCACGGAGAGGUGCUGGGAAAAGGCUGCUUUGGACAAGCCAUCAAGGUGACGCACAGGGAGACAGGGGAGGUGAUGGUGAUGAAGGAGUUGAUUCGCUUUGACGAUGAGACACAGAAAACCUUUUUAAAAGAGGUGAAGGUCAUGCGUUGCCUGGAUCAUCCUAAUGUGCUCAAGUUCAUUGGAGUCCUGUACAAAGACAAGAGACUGAACUUCAUCGCAGAGUACAUCAAAGGAGGAACUCUGAGGGAGAUCAUCAAAAAGAUGGACAGCAAUUAUCCCUGGAACCAACGAGUCAGUUUUGCCAAGGACAUAGCUGCAGGGAUGUCGUAUCUGCAUUCCAUGAACAUAAUCCACCGGGACUUGAACUCACACAACUGUCUAGUCCGAGAGGACAACACAGUGGUGGUGGCAGACUUCGGACUGGCCCGGCUCAUGAUCGAUGACAAGCACGAGGAGCUGUCACAGGGCAAACUGGCCGGGCUGAAGAGACCGGAUCGCAGGAAGAGGUACACGGUGGUGGGAAACCCUUACUGGAUGGCUCCGGAGAUGAUCCACGGGAAGAGCUACGACGAGAGAGUAGACAUCUUCUCCUUUGGCAUCAUGCUCUGUGAGAUCAUUGGCAGAGUGAAUGCAGACCCAGACUAUCUCCCCCGGGCCAUGGACUUUGGACUGAAUGUGUCUGGCUUCCUGGAGCACUAUUGUCCUCCAGAUUGUCCUCCUGCCUUCUUCCCUGUGGCUGCUGUGUGCUGUGACCUGGACGCAGACAAACGCCCUGCUUUCACUAAGCUGGAGGAGUGGCUGGAGAACCUGAAGAUGCACUUGGACAUCGCUCUGCCCCUGAUGUCUGAGCUGGACAUGUUGCACAAAGCAUUCUGGGAAAACCACAGCAUGCUGCGUGCUGAAAACGGCCUGCACACACACCCUGAGCAGCCAGAGUAGGGCCCACUGCAACAAAAAACGCUGGGAGUGAGAGAACGCUCCAGCGAGACAGCGCCCCCUGUGUCAGGUGGUGCAGUAUUCAUGCCCCUCAAUGUUUGAACCAAUGAACUCAGGCUGAAUCCAGGAAAAAGUGGAAACGAAAAGCCAGAGUUUUUAACUAUAACAGUAUUUUUUCUGCAAUCACAGCUUGAAUGCAAAAAUGAAUUGCAACAAAACCAACCUAUAACUAUGAUUCUAGAAUCAUUUCCGUUUAAUAAUACCUGAUGAGGAGCUCACACACUACGUUAAGUUGUUUCUCUCUAAGUCUUAACCUCAUUAGUUUGGUUCUAAAUGUGAAUUACUACAAAUACUAAACCAGUUCAGUUCAGUCGUGUGCACUGAGCUCAGAUCCCGACCUGUGUCGGCAUGUUCAGGUCAGACACUUUUCCAGCUUUAAAUAGCUCAAUGUACAGUGCAUGGGUGUAAAUACUGCUGUCAGGUCACGUCCUGCUUCCUGUGACCUCAGACCUCCUCACGUCUGUAUCGCUGCUCCUCCCACCUCCACCUCCACCUCCCUCCUCUAACGUGUAGCACUGGCUCAAGGUACGCAUACUGUAAUAGCUGCUCAUAACUUUGGUACUUUGUCUCUCCAGCUUCUAGAACUGUCGGCGUAAAUCACGUAAGCCCAGUGCUGUAAUAGUAUCACUGUACAUAGUCGGCAUCGUUGUAAAUGUUUUAAAUAGUGUAAAAUGUACAGACAUAUUUUAUAUACUGAGGUUUGGUUGCCAUGUUUUGGCUGUGGAACUGAAAUCAAGCAGAGCCAUAAUUGGACUGCAGUUCUGAAGGGCAGACCACUGACGGUGGCGGCUACGGAAUUUUACUGUAGCACUAAAGAUUUGAGGAACAGCGUCAACAUAAAGCACUGUAAAAUCACACUUCACAGAAACGAUCAGCCCAGCAUUUCCAGGUCAUGUUAAGUCAGACUACUGACAUGACAGUUUAGGGUAACAGACUUGUUCCUAGUAAAGUCACUCAUCUCAUCACUCGACUGUACUUCAGAUGUUUGACCCACUGUUUGUUUACAUGUAAAUGCUGUACCUGUAAAUACCACUGUAUAGACAGUAAACAUGUCUGUCCUCACAUUCUUCUGUGUGCGUUGCAUAAAUACGCGCAAUUCCUUAAAAGUAAUCUCUUCCACCGGUCCUCAUUUCUGUCUCCCUCUCUUCCUCUUUCUGUCUUGCACCUUUCUGAUGUAAGAUUUUCUGCCUUUCAUCCAGUUUUUUAACACUGUUGUUUUUACAAGUCGCAUGGUUAAUGAACUUGGUAGAUGAAUCAAGCUUCUGGAUCGAGCUUUCUUUAGCUCGAAAAUCUUGUAGUUUUGAAUAACAAAACAGAGAAAAUGUGGUGAGAGAAAGACAGACUAAGAGGAAACGGGGAUUAAAAUGAAGCAUUUGUUUAUAUACGUAUACGGUGUAUAUUCACUGAAACCCUUUUGUACAGAUUUAAGUACUUUUAUUUGCACUAUAUUGCUAUAUAUAUUUACUAAAUGGCUACCUGAAGCCAUGUUUGUUAAUUUCCUCUCUCGGGCUACUUGUGAUAAGGAAAUACAUUAUGUCGGUUCAGGUUGAUAUACAUAUGAAUGCAAGACACUGAAAGAGCCUUUCAAUUUAAAAAUGAGAUCUGGAAAAUCCAUCCUCUUGAUAGCAUCCUGCCUCAUUUGGGCAUUCAUUUUCUUCGUGCAUGGUUGAAAAACGAAUGUUGCACAGGUUGAAAUCUGUGCAAAACAGGAGUAAUUUUCAUUAUUCCACUCACGAAUUCUCCCAGAAAACAGGGUUUUUCUUCAUCCUUUUGCCACCAAGAGGAUGUGAUGUCCCAGAUCUGCCUGCUGCCUACAGACUGGUCCUUUGUGAAAGAUGUACUCUGUUGUUAUUGACUGCUUGAUUUCACAUGCGAUGCCCCGGAGGCUUCAACCACGGCUGGCCUCUCUGAUAAUAGAGCACUUAUCCCAGCUUGUCUCACCUCUCUUUCACUUCUUCCUCACUCUCCUUUGGCUCAGGGCCGUAUCUUUCUGGAGCUUACUUCACUGUUUGUUUAAUGCAGCAGCUUAAUUGUGAGACUAAGCAUGCAAACCUACUACUGUCAAAGCCGCUUCUGUGAAACUGUCCCCUCCUGGUGGACGCGUUCUUUCCGUGGGCAUGUGCUGUGAACGAGUCGCUCUGUCACUUUUCUGUCUCCACUCCUGUCCAGCAUGUUUUCUUGUGUCUGUCUGUGAGGAUGGUGAGUCAAUGAGAAUGUCUUUGAAAAAGGAUCGUUACCUCUGAACAAUGCCGUGCCUUUGUUGUAAGCUAGCCUUGCCAACGAUUCGGAAAAAAAAAAUCAUGAACUGAUUCCCUUUUUUAGUGCAUCAUCAGUGCAAACCUGUGGAUUAAAUACCGUUGAUGAUACAGUGUUGUUUGGGUUUUCAUCAUGUUCUGUCAUAUUUAGAUUUCACACGACUCCAUGGUCAACUUUUCAUAUUUUAAUUUUUUUGUUUGUUUGUUUUUUUUUACCCAAGCUGUGAAAACUAUUCUGCACUUUAUUCCUGAACAUGAACAUUUAGACUCUGUGGAAGUGACUGUUUUUUGCCCUUUUGUCAUAGCUAAAAAUAAAACUGUUGCUUCUUAAACAAA
Messenger RNA from Cynoglossus semilaevis (tongue sole), 5631 nucleotides. It is a transcript of the gene limk1a, whose product is annotated as LIM domain kinase 1a. Bases 962 to 2983 code for a protein of 673 amino acids. Gene Ontology annotation, biological process: actin cytoskeleton organization; positive regulation of stress fiber assembly; protein phosphorylation. Gene Ontology annotation, molecular function: protein binding; protein serine/threonine kinase activity; ATP binding. The transcript is spliced from 16 exons. Gene Ontology annotation, cellular component: cytoplasm; nucleus; neuron projection. The record is from RefSeq and is a predicted model, not a curated record. NCBI's taxonomy places the organism in Eukaryota, Metazoa, Chordata, Actinopteri, Pleuronectiformes, Cynoglossidae.